Chondrus crispus (carragheen) is the source of this 1488-nucleotide messenger RNA. RefSeq lists its product as hypothetical. Gene Ontology annotation, biological process: regulation of ribonuclease activity. NCBI's taxonomy places the organism in Eukaryota, Rhodophyta, Florideophyceae, Gigartinales, Gigartinaceae. The transcript has a single exon. The coding region runs from base 1 to 1488 and encodes 495 amino acids. Gene Ontology annotation, molecular function: double-stranded RNA binding; 2'-5'-oligoadenylate synthetase activity. Gene Ontology annotation, cellular component: nucleoplasm; cytosol; membrane. The record is from RefSeq and is a predicted model, not a curated record.
AUGCUCGAAAAGACGUCAUCAGCGUCUGUUGAGACGCCAUGGGGCCAAUCUUGGGAUUCUUUGUUCACAUCGUUACGUCCUUCGCCCUCUGACCUCAACACGCUAUCUUCUCUUGUCGACACAAUCGAUGACACUCUUCGUGCGGGAAAUAUUUCGCAUGUCUCUUUGCAUGCUGGCAGUGGUUUUGGAAAAGGCACUUUAAUUGCGGGUGACAUGUCGCUGGACGUCUACGCGCAAUUUGGUGCUACAUUCUCUGCAACAUCUUAUUUUGAGAGUCACCUGCAACCAAUGCUUGACGCGCUUACUUCUGCGAAAGGCAUUCGUUUUGCAGAUAUCAACGACCGAGGAUUGGCGAUUCAUUUCUCAUUCGAAGGCGUCUCAGUACGACUUUUUGCUGCAGGUGCACUAAACUCUGGGCCCAAGGAGUUGCUCGCGAUGCAAGGUGGAAUCGGGAGACAGAGCUCAAAUACAGAAAAAAGAUCUUCAGGUGUGGGAAGCAAUGCUCGUGGGCAGUUCCCAGCUAUGGAUGAACGAGGAAUACAUGUGGAGACAUCCUGUGCAUUACUGAGAGUUGGAUUUAUUGCAAUGCAAAGUCCAUUGUAUAAAGAUAUGGUUCGAGUUGCAAAGAAAUGGCGGGCUACAAGCGAUUUUAUGGUUUCAGAAAACCGACCUGGGGAUUAUCUACUGGAGCUGCUCAUGUUGGAAGCCUAUUUGGGUGCUCCUGUAUCCCCACCAACGCCGGAUUCUUAUGCGACGAUAUUUAGAAGAUUCCUUUCCCUUGUUUCAUCUCAGAGUGGGACAGGUUCGGAAGUUGUCGCUGAUGACGCCAUGCCGCGAUCCUUCCUUUCCUGGCCUGUGCUUUACAAUCACGGUGCCGUUGAGCAAAGUAUUGCGCUAGGUCUGCUGAAGACUGGAAGUGCAGACCACUGCUCGCUUGUUGUCGUCGAUCCUGCCGUGCCGUUUGCUAAUGUGGCCACUACCGUUGCAGACUGGGGGGAAAUACGUGCUGUUGCUAGGAAUAGUCUUUCUCAUUUUCAGAAUUCCGAGCUGCUGGAGCAACUUCAGACGAAGCUGAACAGUCUUAGUGAAGGUAUGGAAGAGGUUAUUAUAGGCAUGCAGCAAAAGAUUGCACACCUCCAAAGCUUAGAGGAGUCGCCAAGACGUUGGUCUGGCAAUAUCCAAUUCAAGGAAGUACACAUGAAUGGUGAGAAUUGGACCAAAGUUACUGAAGUUGAACUGCGCACUGUAACUUGGCGAGUGAAUGCGAGGAAAUCUCGUACUGACGGGGUCGGAUACAGCAAAAUGGUAGAUAUUAGUCUGCAAAGGAUAGGGAAACCGCUGACGAGGACUAUUGACGUAGAUGUCAACUUCCGGUCAAAGACGUCUAAUCUUGUGUUUGACGCGAACAACGAUCAUGUCUUAAUUGUGGGCAAAUCUGAGGUUCUUCGGAACCGAAACUAUCCGAUUCAGAUCACUAUAGUUGCAUAA